Messenger RNA from Sugiyamaella lignohabitans, 975 nucleotides. RefSeq names its product Prp18p (gene PRP18). Lineage: Eukaryota; Fungi; Ascomycota; Dipodascomycetes; Dipodascales; Trichomonascaceae. The transcript has a single exon. Gene Ontology annotation, cellular component: U5 snRNP; U2-type post-spliceosomal complex; U4/U6 x U5 tri-snRNP complex. The record is from RefSeq and is a predicted model, not a curated record. Gene Ontology annotation, biological process: generation of catalytic spliceosome for second transesterification step; RNA splicing. Bases 1 to 975 code for a protein of 324 amino acids.
AUGGAUUUUUCGGCCCUUUUAGCAAAAGAAAUUGCUAAGAAAAAGGCACAGGCAGCUGCCGUUACAAAUCUCAAAACCGAGUCGGCUGAUGGUCCGGGCCAAAAGCCCAAAUCAUACGUUAGAAAGGCCGAGCUCGAAGAACUUCGAGAGAAAGAGUAUCGUAAAGAACAAGAAGCUAAACAAGCGGCAGCUAGAAAACGCCAGCUGGAGCAGGAAUUAGAACAUGAAAGAGAGAAAGAAAAUGAGGCUAAAAGACUGAAGAGGAGAGGCAAUGACGGGUCGAAUUCGAAUAAGUCUGAGACUGAGAGAUCGGAUAGUGAGAUCAUUGCCCGACUGGAAGAACUCAACGAGCCAACUUCAGUCCCAGGAGAAUCUGAAAAGGGUCGGAAAAAUAGGCUUGCCAGGAUAGAAAAGAAAUUAGAAUUACAGGAGCGUCUACGUAAGGAGGAGGAAGAAGAUGCCAGGACCGAUCCUACUAUCGUCCCUCAGGAUAUCAAAGAUAAUGAGCCAAAGGUGUACAUACAGAUGAGAGUAUAUAUCAAGCAACUCCUGCGAAAGUGGGAGUUAUAUCUUGAGCAAAACCAGGAAGAAACAAAAUCGAUCUAUAAAGAGGCUUCUAAAGAUAUCGAAAUUCUAUUAGGCCAUUUACGAAAUAAAUCUCUUUCAAAACAGAUUUUUCCGAGUUUAGCGACCCUGUUGUAUUAUCUUCAGACAAAAAAAUUCCGUGACGCCAAUGAUACUUACAUUCAGCUCAGUAUUGGUAACGUGGCAUGGCCAAUUGGUGUCAUUGGUGUGGCUAUUCAUGAACGAAGUGCUCAAUCCAAGAUUACUGGUAUCCACAACACUUCGUCAGAAGGAUCUGUCCAAAUUGCCCAUAUAAUGAGUGACGAUGAAACAAGACGCUGGCUCACUGCUGUCAAACGCUUAAUAACCUUCUGUGAGAAGACUUCAAAGACAUCCUCAGUAACAGAUUAA